This is a messenger RNA of Medicago truncatula (barrel medic), 1915 nucleotides long. Its product is annotated as protein ZINC INDUCED FACILITATOR 1. Gene Ontology annotation, molecular function: solute:potassium antiporter activity. The record is from RefSeq and is a predicted model, not a curated record. The transcript is spliced from 18 exons. Gene Ontology annotation, cellular component: plant-type vacuole membrane; plasma membrane. Lineage: Eukaryota; Viridiplantae; Streptophyta; Magnoliopsida; Fabales; Fabaceae. Gene Ontology annotation, biological process: transmembrane transport; regulation of stomatal closure. Bases 67 to 1476 code for a protein of 469 amino acids.
CAGUUCUAUACCAUAGAUCAUGUGGUAGUACUUGUGUGAAACAAGGAGUGAAGUUUUCUAACAAAAAUGGAAGAGGAAAAAUUAGAACAACCAUUGUUGAAGAAAAAGUAUUAUGAGAACUGCCCUGGUUGUAAGGUUGAUCAAGCCAAAGAGCUUGGAACAGAUGUUUCACUUCGAAAUCUUUCUUUUAUAUGGAUGGCGGUUUUAUGUGGCACGUUGCCCCUUGCAUCGCUCUUUCCCUUCGUUUAUUUCAUGGUAGAGGAUUUCAAUAUUGCAGAAAGCGAGGAAGAUAUAAGCGCUUAUGCUGGUUAUGUAGGAUCUUCAUACAUGUUUGGUAGAACUUUGACAUCUAUACUGUGGGGUAUAAUAUCUGAUCGCUAUGGUAGAAAACCAGUUAUAAUUGUAGGGGCUAUCACAGUUGUCAUUUUCAACACGUUUUUUGGUCUUAGCACAAAUCUAUGGAUGGCUAUCGGCAUGAGAUUUCUUCUUGGAAGUUUAAACGGUCUGCUGGGACCUAUAAGGGCUUAUGCAACUGAGAUUUUUAGAGAAGAAAAUCAAGCUUUAGGCCUCUCAACAGUUGUGGCAGCUUGGGGAGUAGGUUUAGUCAUUGGUCCAGCAUUAGGAGGUUAUUUGGCUCAGCCAGAACUGAAGUACCCACAUCUAUUUCCAAAGGGUUCCAUUUGGGAUAAGUUUCCAUAUUUUUUGCCCUGCUUUGUUAUAUCAGCUUUUGCAUUUGCAGUAGCAAUUGCCUGCAUUUGGUUACCGGAAACACUUCACUACCAUAAUGGCAGCAAGGAGUCCACUGACAAUGUGGAAGCUGCAGAAGUUGGAAGCAGUGAGAGUAAGAAAGAUAAGAUGAUUGAAAAAGAUGAAAGCCUAUUUCUAAAUUGGCCUUUCAUGUCAUCUAUUAUUGUUUACGGUCUCUGCUCUCUCCAUGAUAUUACUUAUCAAGAGGUUUUCUCUUUAUGGGCCGUCAGUCCCCGAAGGUUAGGUGGUUUGAACUUUACAACUAAUGAUGUUGGCAAUGUUCUUGCAAUAUCAAGUACCGGUAUUGUAAUAUACCAGCUUUCUCUGUACCCAUCAAUGCAAAAAGCCUGUGGUCCUGUUAACCUUGCUCGCAUUGCCGGGGUAUUAUCCAUACCCCUCUUGCAAAGUUACCCCUUCACGACAUUACUGUCUGGCUCCACCCUAUACCUUGUGAUAAAUAUUGCUUCCAUUCUGAAGUUUCUUAUGGGUGAAACAAUUUCAACCUGUCUAUUCCUUCUGCAAAAUAGAGCAGUGGAACAACAUCAAAGAGGGGCAGCUAAUGGCAUUGCAAUGACUACUAUGUCAGCAUUCAAAACAAUAGGUCCUGCUGGAGGCGGUGCAUUAUUAGCAUGGUCACAAAAGCGGUUAAAUGCUUCUUUCCUCCCAGGCACCCAUACUGUUGGAGAAAGAGGAAUAAAAGGAACAGAAAACGUGAAAGUUAUAGAUUGAAAGACUUGGAGUACUUUUGAUGUUCAAACCAUUCUUGGGUGUAAAGAAAGAAAAACCAAUGGAGCAGUUACAGUGAUAUCAAUAAAUUUUGCAUAAGGUAUGAAGCAAUUUAGGGUUGUCUGCAUACAUUUGGUGGUGAGAUCAUACCAACUAUAAGUUGAACAUUGGCAUCAUGUAAGUUUGUAUUUCGAUCUUUUGAGAUUUUAGUAUGGGUGAAUGCAUGGUAGAAAUAAUUGGUUUAAGAAGAUUUGUAUGAUUGAAUUUCAUUAUGUAAUUUUAUUUGCAUAUUUGAUAUGUACUGAUAGAUGUAUCUUACUAUAUGCACAUAGAAAACUUUCAUUAUUGCAUUAUCUCGUUCGAUCUGUGAAUGUGAUUAUGCGAGUCAGGAUGACUUUUUAUAGGUCAGUUAAUCUAAGUCUUCACAUACAAGGUAAAUACA